ACCCCGCGAAGAUGUGGAAGCAGCUCGGGUGCCCGAUAUUCGCCCUCACCAGGGCUCCAGCAGGCUCCAGUGGAACCAAAAUUCUCACUGCUGGCUUGAAGAAGUUUGUGCUUCCUCCAGAUUACAGCGGCAUCACCAUUCCCGAGAGACCUAAACUGAAAUUUGUUGAGAGAGCUCCAGUUGUGCCCAAGGUCAGGCGAGAGUUCAAGAAUUUACAUGACAUCCGUGGUCCUUCUACAGAAGCCACAGAAUUCACUGAAGGACAAUAUGGUAUACUGGCAUUAGGUGGCGGCUAUCUCCGUUGGGGUCAUUUUGAAAUGAUGCGGUUGACCAUCAAUAGGCACCUGAACCCCAGAACUAUGUUUGCUGUUUGGAGAGCCCCUGCUCCUUACAAGUCCAUCACUCGUAAAGGGCUAGGACAGCGCAUGGGUGGUGGCAAGGGUGCGAUAGACCACUAUGUGACACCGGUGAGGCAUGGCCGUCUCAUAGUGGAAGUGGGUGGGCACUGUGAAUUUGGUGAGGUGAAGCGCUUCCUAACUCAGGUGGCCAAGAAGUUGCCUUUCCCAGCCGAAGCAGUCAGCCGGCAAUCCCUACAAGAGAUGCGGGAGAGGGAAGAGGAGAGGAGGCGUAACAACCAGAAUCCAUGGACCUUUGAACGCAUUGUCACAGCCAACAUGCUUGGAAUAAGGAAAUACGUGAGCCCUCAUGACUUGUACAUGAAAGGUCGCUAUUGGGGAAAGUUCUUUCUGCCUGAUAGAGUAUAAGUAUGGAGUUGUGUGGCUCUUCUCUUCUGGUGCAACAAUUAUCCAAAAGCCUGGUCCUGUAUUCCUUGGCUGUGGCCUUUGUGCAUAACGCAUUGUGUACACCUUUCAAACAGUGGGUGGCUGUACCAUGGAUCUCUACACUUGAAAAGCAAAUAAAUGUGGCAGGUGAUGGGAGUGGUUGUAAUUACACCAAUCUUGGAUUAAUAAACCAAGCAUACUUUCAGUAAAGA
Molecule: messenger RNA, 994 nt
Organism: Elgaria multicarinata webbii
Lineage: Eukaryota; Metazoa; Chordata; Lepidosauria; Squamata; Anguidae
Gene: MRPL16
Product: mitochondrial ribosomal protein L16
Exons: 5
Coding region: 12-764 (250 amino acids)
Biological process (GO): mitochondrial translation
Cellular component (GO): mitochondrial large ribosomal subunit; ribosome
Molecular function (GO): rRNA binding; structural constituent of ribosome
Source: RefSeq, a predicted model, not a curated record